AUCCAAUCUUGUUGGCGGAUAUCGAUGAAUCACUAAAUUGCAACUUCUUUUUCAGUUCUCUAGUUGGAGUAGUUCUCGUAUCUGUUACUGUCACUCAAUGUAGACUACAUAGAUCACGAUGUAGCAACAUGAAUAAUGUUAACAUCUGGCUGCGCGAAACGGAUGCUCCACCUUUCCUGAGAAACCAUUUCCGCAAAUCCUGCAUGAUGUACUUAUAAUCUACAGCUUUAAAUUUCUGAGACUUAGAUUUCCCUGACUUUUGUAUGGAUUACUACACUGCAUGUCUGUUAAUCCCAAGGCUAUCUAAGUUUCUGGAUCCGGACAAAUCUCCAAGGUAUUAUUUCUAAGUCAAUCUCAUUUCCUUUUCCAAUAUUAUUAGAACACCAAUUGUCUUGUCUCUCUUCUAAACUUUUAAAACGUAUUAUCGAUAAUAUAAAAUGAAAAAGAAACUAGGUAAAUCGAAGAUACGCGCAUGUUUGCAGAGAUCGCGACGAAAAUGUCAAUUUCAAGCGCAUCGAGUUAGAUCUAGACGGCAAAGAAAAGAUGUGAGAAACUUUUGGACUAAUAAUCCAAAUACGUGCGGAAUAUUUACAAUUCCAACGAGGGAUGCUGGGUACCUUCUGUUGAUAGCACCACACUCCCACGUUGGAACGUUCGUACACGGAGCACGAGUUGGUCUGCGUGGGGUGCACUGAGGGUGCGCGCGGACAGAUUGGUGGUGCGCGGAGGAGGCUGACGCCCAGCGAUUCGACAGAUCGCGCGGCUCUGUGUAUCCGUCGUGAUAAGCGAAGGACGGUCAGUGUCGGUACAUAUACACAAUACCUUGCUGACGACGAGGUCGUAUCGAGAAGGUGUCGGUCUCCUGAUCACUCGUUUAUCCUCGUUUAUUAUUAUUCUUUGACGGAACUGUGAGCUGCUUCAUCUCAUCGCAAGUCAUCGCGAAUCUCUCUCUCGACGAUGUACGAUGGACGUGCAUCGGACACCCUCGGAAAUUCGCGUUCUGCGUGGAAUUUGCAAGUAAGCUCCGCUGCCAGCUCCUGCUUGUGUGCGACGAAGUAUCGACAUCGUCAUGUUGAAGCAUUUUUGACGUGAAAAGAAACUAGAAGGAUGGCCGAUUAAAGGGCGACGGUGAGGAGAACGAAGACAGCUCGGCGCGGUCGUUCACACUCCAGAGUAUCUCGUGAUAACGCGUUGAGUCCACGAGUAAGAACUCGUCGAACGAAGAUGAGGUUGACCGUAGCCGGCGUCUUCCUGCUUCUAUAUCUUACCUGUGCCCGCUUGCCGCGUGUCACCACAACCUUCGACUCGUACUGCGGUGGUCACCUGGCGGGUCCGCGAGGCGUCAUACACACGCCGAAUUUCCCCGGGCCCUUUUCGCUGCCGAUCAAGUGUCGCUGGGUGAUCGACGUAUCUGACAUUCCUUCGACCAACAGUUCCAUCGUUGUCUACCUGACGCAGCUCUACGUCUAUAAGGGGUUACGCUUCACCGAAUACGCGUACUACGAGUCCGAGACCAUGAAUUUCGGCGCGGCUUUGGUGAAAGAGGUGACCGAGGGCAACGUCUUCGAGUAUCGUCGUCUGAGGACCUUCAGGCCAUUCCUGGUGGUCGAAUUCGAGCUCGACCGCUUCGAGGGCAAUCAUGUUCGCGUGUUGAACGAUCUCCUCGACGUGUACGGCUUCAACGUGACAUACGAGAUGACCGAGGAGCAUCCGAAUCCCGAAUCUUGUACUAUGCGCGACUGCUCCUUCGCGGGAAACUGUCUCGUCUCCGUGGAUUACACAUUUUUCUGGUGCGACUGUUUCGACGGUUUUAGCGGGAAAAGCUGCAACGAGGGUCCGUUGUGUUUCAACGAUCAACACAAACCUGUUUGCCAAAACGGAGCUAUGUGCAGACAAAUCGGAGCGGAGGCAAUGCACUGCGAUUGCUUGGAUGGCUACGUCGGUCCUAGCUGCGAAACUCGUCUUCUGGAUACUUUGGACACCGAAUGCGCUUCGGAGAACUGCAUACUGCAGUGUCCCUUCGACGAGCAGCAGCCGUGCACCUGCAAAGACGGCACGAAGAUAUAUAACAAUCGAUCACGAUACGAGUGCAGGAUCAAGUUGUCGAACGUCACGUCUCUUCGCACAGGUCUGAUAUCGCAGCAAGGCAGCCUGGAAUCGUUCGUCAGCAAACAGCUUGCUAAGUACUUAAGGAACUCCAAUAUCACUUCCAUGGAGGAGUUAAAAAUCCUGAGCGUGACACCCACAGCCGAAGUUACCUUUCAUUUUUUCGGGAAUUCCGAUGACGGGGAUAAAAUCCGGGAGUCGCUCAAUCGACUCGUGCAGCGCCGACGUCUCAGCGAAAUCGCGUUGGAGUCCACGCACUUCACAUUCCAGCAGAAACCUGCGCUCAAAUUGCAGAGUCUGCGGAUUAAUCAGGUGAACGAUUAUGAUGUUCACCUGGGAGAUCAGAUCGUCUUGUCAUGCGCUGCUCAAGGGAGCUACGGCAUAAACUUCACCUGGUACAAAGACAGCAUGUUGGUGAACACAAGCAAAGCCACCAGAGAAAUUUGGAUCAGCAAUUUGCCGAACGACGGCUCGGAUGUGUACACGUCGGUGUUGACCAUCGAGAAGGCAACCCUGCUCGACGGCGGUCAAUACACGUGUCAAGUGGUGGAUUGGGGUGUGCAGCAGUGCAAGAGCAUCUACAUCGAGAUCAGGAAUGAGCCAGACGUGAAGGUGGUACCGAUGAGCGCCAUCGUAGAGAAAGGCAGCAAUAUUCAACUGACAUGCACGACGCCCAACAUGCGGAAUAUUGGAAUCGGCUUCGGUUGGACGAAGAAUCGUGCUCUGCUCAAGUUAGAGCCCGGCCAUGCAAUUUGGGAGGAUCUGUACCCAGCGGGUAGUAUCCUGAAAAUCACUAACGCUCAGAAAUCCGCGAUCUACACCUGCAACGUAGCGCACAAGUUCAUGUCCGUACGAGUCGAAGUCAUGAAUCGAACACUGAUACCGAUCUGCCUCGACGGGAAGUCUUGGGGUCUGCAAUGGCCAGACACCGCUCCGGGAUCGGAGGCGUUGCUGGAGUGCCCUCGAUACUUCGUGGGUCGACGAGUCUCCAGACUUUGCUCUAUGAAGGACGCCACUACGCCCGAAUGGCAGAUACCGGACUUUUCGUCUUGUUUGUACAAGGCAUUAGUCUCUCCUUACAAUAACUUUCAAAGUCUAACAUUGGGUUACCAAAAUACUACGAGUUCGGAGACGAUCCUCGCUUUCAAGGAGAUUCUGCGCGAUCGCGGAUUGCCGCUCUAUCCCGGCGAAGGCGAUCGAAUAAUGGGCAUGUUGGCGGAAAUCGAGCGAUAUCAGCACAAUAUCGACCCGCUCGAUGCAUAUGUUUCCGCAGAAGCUCUGACUCACAUAAUAAAUCGUGUAUUGAGCGACGAGUACUCAAUCUUAAGUCAAGAGAAGUUGUCGUUGCUGCUUCAUCUUACGCAACGAAAUUUAAUCCACUGGUCUAAGCAACUGAAACAUGUGUGCAAACAUUUGGCUCUGUCAUCCAUGGUCGUAGAUAUUCAGCAAUUGCAGUCUCACAACGGGGACAGUAUCACGCAUUCUCUUCAGAUGCCUUCGACCGAGCAUGUAUAUCCUGAUUGGUACGAGGAUAAAGUGGCUGUACGAUUGUGGAAGAAGAGACAGCGCAAUGUAAAGUCUAACAGCACGUUUACCGGUAUUAUUAUCGUCUACAAAAACAUGUCGCGUUUUAUACCAACGGCGUACGUUACGGAGCUCGACGAUGGCACGGAUCUCGAGUUUCGCCUCAAUUCUCGAGUGAUUAGCGUUGCAGUACCUUCCUUCGGAGUCGAUAAAUACAGUAAGAUAUGGGUCGACCUACAAAUCAGGCAUUUGCAAAACCAAACGAGUUCUUGGAACACGUCGUGCGGCUUGAUGGACAACACUGGGUCAUGGGACCUCAACAGUUGCAUAGCGAACACGGCGUUCGGCGACCUCACGACGCAUUGUCUGUGCCCUACCGCGGGCACCGUCGCUGUUUUCUUGACAACUCGCGCGGUAAAAGUCGUACUGGCAAAAUCAGAACAGACCACGUUCAUUAUAAUAUUCGGAUGCAGCAGCUGUUUAGUUCAGUGUUUGUUGUCUGUCUUAAUAUUGGGUGCCUUUUGGUGGAAACACAAGAGCUGGCUGAAUUUCUUAAAGCUCCAAUGCUGCGGCGCAAUAAUCGGCGCGAUGGCCAUCUUCAUUUACGCCGUUCACAGUAAUUUGCCGGAGUCAUCGUACUCGCUCGUGGCGAUCGGAUUAGAAGCGUUUCUUCUCGUGGGCAUGUCCGCGCCCAUCUCCGAGGCUCUGAUAGUGUACGCCGAGCUCACACAACUCCGACAGAGUCAACACCUUCAGCCGACAGUUAUCGCUGUGAUAACCGGUGUCCCAAUCUUGGCUGUGUUCGCGACUGAACUUACGCAUCAAAGUACCAGAUUGCGACACGAAUCCUGGUGGCUCAUUUACGGCAGCGGCGUCUACAAUAUAUUCGUCAGUUGCGCUACGAUGAUGUUUCUGGUGUUCAUAUUGCUAUAUAUGGGAGUGCUUCACAAAGUCCACACGUUAAUGGAAGAGAAUAUGAUGAAAAGAGAAGCAAUAGAAACAAGGAUACGAAUAUUGCACCAUGCAGCUAUUGUCAUAUGCGGCAUCAUCGCCAUGGAGUCGUCGUCUAUUAUCUAUAUAAAUUCCUCGUCCAUAAUCUUUCACUACGUAUUUGCCUCUUUAUCGUUCGCUUUGGGCUUCGACAUAAUAAUCGUGUACAUUGUUAAUGCUGAGAUUGCGAUUAUCAGGCCAAUGCUGCGGAAAAUCAGGUGGAAGCGCACCGUGGACGAGGAGCAUACAUCUGAGCCCAUCAAAGUGUGCUCGAAAGGUGACGCAGAAAUGGAAAAUGAUUCGGCAACACCCCCGACGGCCUUGUCGAUCUCUGGUGACCCGUACCGGGAAGUACGCGGGAUCGCCGCGGGUAGCAUCGACAUGCGCGAGUUCGUAUCCGAGUCAUCGUCCGUCUAUUCCAGUAAAUCAUCAGCUGUGCCCGCGACCAGCAGAUUUCUGCCAGAAAUCCGGGUGGAUCAUUCGGACGACAUCGAUCUCGAGAACUACAGCACAAGUCCGCGCAAGUAUCAGGAACCGGUGGCGGUGUUCGACCCGACCACCGCGGCGAGCACGUUCUCGGCGCACCGUGGCUCUCAUUGUCUCGUCAACGACGCGGUUAACUACGGCGUCAACGAGUGCUGUAGCUUCCGCGGUGGCGGCAAUGCCAACGGCGGCAGCGGGAACGGUGACCUCACCAAGUAUCGACAAGGUGACGGCAAGGUGUUCUUGCCGACGAGCAGCGUGUCGUCGACCGACUGCCCGUCGGCCAAGGUCCUCUGCAGCGCCGACGUGGAAUCGCGGUUGAGCGCGAUGCCGGAUGUCACGCUGGCCGUGAAGAACGACGUCGAGCUGCUGGCGAACACGGAACUGAAGAGCCGAGAUCUCGCGGUGAGCAGCGCCAUGCCAGAUAUCGCCAACACGAGCGAGCGCAAGCAGCCCGACGGCGAGGAAAAGAAGACCCCGGAGAUCAUGGUGACCGCCUGUGACAGCGUAACCAGCGGCAUGCUGGAUCGCAUCUCGCACGAUCUCGACUAUCUGCUUAAUCGCACGCACGCGAAGGAGAGUGCUUGAGACUCUCUCUCGCCUCUGACGGGCUGAGAUACGUAGCGAGAAAGUAUUCACGCGCUAAUCGUGAACCAAGCCAAUCAAUAGGUUGUUACAAUUUGUACAAAGACAGAGUUCGCCGCGGAACUUUGCGCGAGUCGAGCGAAUCGUGUAUUAUUUCAGGUAUUCGUUGUUAUUUCUCUGUGACAGAGACUCUCAUGAGACAUGAAUUCAUAAACGUAAACGUGAUAUAAUCGUAUUUGGAAACUAAAAGCCAAAAUCUAAGGUACAGCGAUGUGCAUUGAUAGCCGAUACGUUCGCAUUCGUGAUACUUUGUAUUAGUAGCAGUAGAAAGUUCUUGACUUUAAGUCGAUAGUUUAAGUUUUAAAUUUCAAAUCGGAAUAUUUGAUAAAUAGAUCUUAUGUGACAACUCCGAACGCAAAAAAUCAUGAGUAGAUCCCGAUCAAUCGACGAUAUUCAAUACAAAGUUCAAUAUCCACGCUGAAGUUACACUUUGUAUCUGGAUGGGAUUGGAAAAAUGUGCUCUAUUAUGAAUUAAUAACAUGCAAUUCGUCGUUUCUUUUUGUGGUUUCAUGAAACAAACCAGUCAAGUAAUUCUACCAAGCGUCUGAGUGAGAAGUACGCGCGUUUCUCUAGUGUUACGAAAAAUUUUAAUCGAUAAGAAUGUGAGCGUACGGCUAUAUUAAUGCACGCCAUUGCACAGUCUUUUCUCGUUUCUUACAUUGUCGCUUAAAAUCUCGCGCUAUUUCGCCAGGCUAAAAUUGUACGUAAAAUACUCGGCGAUAGUUGUAAAAGACCGUGCGGAAGACGACUAUCGUCGCGCUCCAUCCGUCAAAGCAUACAUCAAGUACAAUCUCGCGUUCUUUCGUGCUGCAUUAUGGACACUGGUGCUUACGUCUAUCGAAUGUCGUAAGAAGACUUAACGUCCCUCCAAUAAACGAAUAUCAAAAGUAAAUUAUACUACGUAAGAUUUUAAUCGAUAUGCGACGUAAACGUUCGCGAGCGUCAAAGUGGUGUAGCCUAAGUAAUGGUAUUCUAAAAAAAAAUUUCCGAGUUAAAGUAUUUAUUUAUCACUGUCAUCGUACAGCCCUUUCAUAAUAUCCACGAGUCAGUCGUCGCGCGCUUUUCCGUCAUUAUAAUUUGUAUUAUAAAGCUAUACACAUUCAUUUCAGUUUUGAUAAUCUACUUACAUACUUAAGAUCGAAGUGUUUAUGUUGUUGUUUGUAGUAGUUACCUCUAGUAGGGUUAGUCGUUUACUUAAUGAGAAAUGCGUCACUGAAAAUCGAUUCGACGGAGGUAUGAAAUUGGAGCAGUAUCUCUCUUGGCCAAGCACGUGUUAUAAAUGCAAAAGACGUAAUAAGAUCUGUGUUAGUCUGUUAGCACUCGAAUAUACCUAUAUGACUAGUUUUCUGUGUCAACAGAUUUUUCUUAAAAAUAUAAAGUAUUUACAAGGA
Molecule: messenger RNA, 7139 nt
Organism: Odontomachus brunneus
Lineage: Eukaryota; Metazoa; Arthropoda; Insecta; Hymenoptera; Formicidae
Exons: 22
Coding region: 1225-5691 (1488 amino acids)
Cellular component (GO): membrane
Molecular function (GO): G protein-coupled receptor activity
Source: RefSeq, a predicted model, not a curated record